AUGGACCCGGCAUCGGCAUUUGGUCUUGCUGCAAGUAUCGUCCAGACAAUCACGUUCGCCAGCGAUCUCAUUUCCAAGAGUCGACAACUUCACCACUCAGCCCAGCGCGGCCUUGUCGAGAAUGAGGAGCUCGCGUCCAUCGCUAGAACUCUUCAAUCCCACAGUCGCCGCAUCACCAUUCAGCUGGUCGGCGCACCCAUGGGGAAAGAGGAUGUCGGAAAGGAUCUAUCUACUCUCUGCAACGGAGUACGCGAUCUUUGCAAGAAUUUCAUUGAUACAAUUGAAGCACUUCAGAAACCUGAAACGGCCACGCGAUGGGAUAGCUUCAGGCAAGCUCUGCGAAGCGUAUGGAAGGAGCAGGACAUUGCCGACUUGGCGCAAAGGUUGGAGAGAUAUCGUCGCCAGAUUGACUCGAUCUUGCUUGCCAGCCUGAAAGAGCAGCUCGAAACUCUGACAAAAGACACACGCGACCGCAACCAACAGAUUGAGCAGAAUCUCAACAAGAUCCUGGCAAUCGUGGAGCCGAAGAGCAGGUGGCAGGCCGAGCUAGUCCAGACGGCCCGAGGGAGCUUGGACUCAAGGCCAUCGGAAGGGCUUGCCUAUCUUGAUCUUGUCUCAGCCUCCCUCUCCACUGGCGCGAGGGAAGAGCGAGACAAGCUCAUGCAACGUCGUACGCUUGAGUCUCUCAAAUCGCGGAUAUCCGAGACCGUUAUGAGCGUCUUAUACUGGGUGACUGGCAAGCCAGGCUCAGGCAAGUCGACUUUGAUGAAGUUUCUGUCUGAUGACGCCCGCCUCCAACCUCAGCUGGAAGGCUGGCAGAAGGACAUCCCCGUUCACAUUGCCAGCUUCUUCUUUUGGAACUCGGGAACAAUGAUGCAGAUGUCUCGAGAAGGACUUCUACAGUCUCUCCUUCAUCAGACUAUUCGAAACUUUCCUCAAGACAUUUCCAAGCUUUUCCCAGAGAGAUGGGAAUACCAGGAGCUGUUCGGUUACGACUCCCGCCGUUGGUCGUGGUCCGAGCUCUCUCAAGCAUUCACGGAAAUGCUGUCUGACAAGACCAAGGCUCUCUUCUUCAUUGUAGACGGACUAGAUGAGCUAGACGGAGACUGCAGUGAGAUGACAAGCUACUUGUUGCGCGCGUUCUCCCAGGGACCGCACAUCAAAGCGUGUGUGUCCAGCCGGCCGUGGCUGGUUUUUGAGGAUAGCUUCCGGCGGAAGCCAUCCCUUAAAAUGGAAGAUUUCACAAAGAAGGACAUCACAUUGUUCGCAACAGAGAAGCUUACAGAGAAUACUAUGUUCGCCCAACUGCAAAGGUUGGAUGACAAAAGCGCUCGGGCCUUCAUUGACGAAGUCUCGGGGAAAGCCUCUGGUGUCUUCUUGUGGGUUACGUUGGUGGUGAAGUCUCUUUUGGAAGGACUGCGAGAUGGCGAUAAAAUCCAGGACCUGCGAUCGCGACUAGACGACCUUCCGCCCGAUCUACAGUCGCUAUUCAGAAAGCUCUUGGAGGAUCUCGAGCCUUCAUAUUUUCAGCAGUCAUCAAGAAUCUUCCAAUCAGUUCGGGCAUCCCAUCUGCCAAGGGCGUCGAUAGCUGUGGGAGAGUACAAGUCAAUCGAGGUCAAAGGGGACGGUCACGAGGCGUGGUCGUCUCUGAGACUGCUCUCCCUUUCUUUCAUCGACGAAGACCCCGAGGAGGCGCUGGGGAAUGACAGUCAGGGAACAAUGGGCCCCCAUGAGCAGGGAUAUCGAGCCGAAGUAAUGCGGCGACAGCUACAAAGCCGCUGCAAGGGGCUCCUUGAGGUACCGACCUUCAGCACCACAGGGCCCGAAUCAAAGGUCGAGUACUUGCACCGCACAGUCAAAGACUUCCUUGAAGAGGGUGGCGGGGGUGACUUCCUGGCAACAGAGGAUUCCUUUGACCCGCACGUGGUUCUCUGUGCAGCUCUCAUCCGGCACGCCAAAGCUAUCCGCCCGACUGAAGACGACAUGGCAGGGAUGGAAUCUCUCGCAGACAUUUUACGCGAGUUCACCACUCAGUGUCACUGGCUAGAGAGAAAAAACCGAGACGUCUACGUUCCAUAUCUGGAAGAAAUGAACAAGGUAGCCGAGGCUAUUUUGGGCGGCCCUGGCGGCGAUAAACCUCCGCCGGACUCUUCGCAGACAAACUGGCCGCACGAGUCUGGUGUCUCUUUGACUAUGCUGUGGUUCGGUCUCUAA
Messenger RNA from Colletotrichum gloeosporioides, 2214 nucleotides. RefSeq lists its product as uncharacterized. The coding region runs from base 1 to 2214 and encodes 737 amino acids. The transcript has 3 exons. Lineage: Eukaryota; Fungi; Ascomycota; Sordariomycetes; Glomerellales; Glomerellaceae. The record is from RefSeq and is a predicted model, not a curated record.